AUGGAAACAGUACACGAGGCGGCGGCGCCGCCGCGCCUGGGCGACGCCGCCUCGAUCCUGGCGGACGUCGCGCGGACGCGCGUGGCCACGGCCCAUCGUCGGAGACGACCUAGACAGGACGCCAAAGCCCACUUGCAACCCAUCCCGCGCGCCCCGGAGCCGGUUAAGCGCAAGAAAGUUGUAAGGGCCCGCCCGCCGCUGUUGGACGAGCCCACGGCCCUAGAACAGCGCUUGGAGGCCAUGAAUGAACUAAGGGGGACGUCGCAACGAAUUACGACCAUCCUCGACGCCUUUGAUGAGAAGGAUCGGAGCAUACCAAGGGAGGACCCGGACCUCGGCCGGUUAGUCGUCGACGACGUCUUUAGAACAUCAGAAUGGAAGCGUGCAGAUGUGUCGAACGCGUUGGCGUCGGCGGAGGCCUGGGCCACGAGUAUCUCGCAGCAUCGGUUGGCCGAGACGGAGGCCGCGGCCAAGGACACGGAAUCGUUGGUGGAGCGCAUCAAACGAUCGGACGAAGGUUUAGAAAGAGCUCUGAGAUGCGCGGAGGCGACGCGCGAGCACAUUCAAGUAAUUUCAGAAAGGGUACGCGCCGAAGCGGAGAAGGACCAUGAAAUGAACGUGCAGAAGCACGCCGAGUUCCAGAGUCUCAAGAGGGAACUACUAGAGAGAACAGCGCGGGAAAUCGAGGCGAUGUCCACAGUGGUAGAGCAGAUGCGCCUCGAAGCGCAGAAAGCCGUCGACGAGCGCAAACUGAUGGAGGCCCACGCUAUUGAUAUGAGUACAAAGGCCAGGGCGUCGCGGCAAGUCGCGGACACCGUCCGGGAGGAGUCCGCUCGUGAGUUGGAAAGAAUGGAAGCCCUCGUCGCCGCCGUCCAGGAGCAGGAUCGGCUCGCCAACUUGAAAUGGCGCGACCCGGCCAUGGCCGAGACCGUGGACGAGCUGGUCGCGGCUUAUAGGAGGCAGAAAGCAGAUGACGCUUUGGCGAAGGCGUCGGAGGGUGACGCGGAACUUGUGGAGGCCGUAAAUCAAGCGAGACGAGCGACGGUGCGGGCCGAGGAGGAGGCCGAUGAGGCGCGGAGACGGGCGGCGGAGCUGAGCGGGCAGUUGGAGGAGACGAGGAAGGACUUGACGGCCAUGACGGGCGCGCGCGAUGCAGCGCUGGACGACUUGCGGCGGGCGCACCUGGCCCUCGACGCCCUGGAGGACGACGGCGGUACGGACAAUAGUGAGCUCGACGCCGUCAAAACCGAACUAGCUGAAGAGCAGAGGAAGACGGAGCGACUCGCCCAAGAACUAAUGAAUGAGAGGGAGGUCUCGGCGGCGGCGCGCAAGGCCGCCGAGGCCUUCGAGGAGCGCUGCCGGGCCGCCGAGGCCCGGGCCGCCGCGGCGCCGGCGCCUGAGCCUCAGGCAGCGCCCGCGCCUCAGGCACCUCAAGCCUCCGGCGACGACCAUAGUGAGGCGCUCCGGGCGUCGCAGGAAGAGGUCUCCAAGCUACAAAGGGCGCUCCGCGCGUCCCAGGACGAGUUGAGUGCUAGCCAGUCUACUAUUGACAAGCUCGAGCAGAUGAAAGACAAGUUGUUGCGCGAGGCCGACGAGUUACGAAGGGAGACCCGCGACGGCAGCGCGUCUCCGUUAAAACUCGAGGUGUGUCAUCAAGGGUCGAACGCCGUUGUGGAGGUGGCCGACGGCGGGGCGUCGCCAAUGCCACAUGCGACCACUGAGGACGUCGGGAGCAACACCGCGGUCGCGACGGUCCGGGACGGGGCCAGCUCGCCCCUCGUGAAGCCUGUCCAGAUGGAGGACCGCGGGUCGCGCGCGCGGACGCCGAUCGCCGUGGAGGAUGGUGGAAACUCACCGAUGAAAGAGGAGGAGCCCGACGGCCCGCCGUCGCCGAUCAAAGACGACGCUCUAUUGAAGCAGAUUGAUGGACUGCGAGCCCAGCUCGCGGCGAAGUCAAAUGAGUGCGCCGAGCUCGAGCGGCGCCUCUCCGCAGUGCCUCCGUCAGUCGACGACGGCGACCACAUCAUCUUGAAGGAAGCCUUACAAAGUGUUGGUAGUGUGCUGCCCGACGUCGCGCGUCGAGCGGUGCUCGAGGCUCAUAGGAAGCGCGUCGACGCCGCGCAGAGGCAGUUACGAGAGCAGACGAAGUCGAUAGCUUGCAAAGGGCGGUCGUCGCGACGGCUACUGGAGGCGCUCGCCACCGAGGAGGAGCACCAUGGUGAAGAUGCGUUGGCGGAGGCCUGCGACCAGGACGCGCGAAUCCUGGAGACCAUAGAAGAGCAUUUGACCGGUGGCGACGACGCCCACGUCCAUUUGGUACUCGACGACCACUACGCCGCGAAACUCAGGAACGACGCCGACGCAUUAAGAGAGAAGCACCAGAAAACCGAAGCCGAGCUUGAAGAAGAGCGGCGCCAGAAACUGGAGCUGGCCACGGCGAAGGCGGAACUUUCCCGGAACGUGGAAGAAUUGACAGCGUUCCUGAAGCAGGCCCAUGCUGCUUUAGAAGAGGAACGGAACUCGGUCGACAAAACCGAAGUCGAGGCGACGCGAACAGGAUUGGAGGCGACGUUCGUCGGCGCCUGCGCUCUCCUACGGACGAAGGCCAAGGCCCUGGCGUCGAAGAGCGUCCCGGAGGCGCCCGCUGCCAAGCCUUGGAUGAAGCGCGCGGCGCGGGCCACCGGCUUGCUCGCGAAAUUGAAGAAGAGCGCGUCGGCGAAGGCCGGCGCCGCGGCGGCCGAGGAGGCCGCGCGUAUCGAGGCGGACCGCGUCGCCGCGGCGGAGGUCGAGGCGGCGCGGCUCGAGGCCGAACGCAUCGCGGGACUCGAGCGUGCCGCCGCGGAGGAGGCGGCGCGCCUGGAAGCGGAGCGCCUGGCCGCCGAGGCGGAGGCCGCGCGUCUGGAGGCGGAGCGCGCCGCCGCGGCGCAGGCGGAGGCAGAGCGCGCCGCCGCCGCGCAGGCGGAGGCGGAGCGCGCGGCCGCCGAGGCCGAAGAAGCCGCACGCCGCGAGGCGGAAGCGGAGGCCGCGCGCCGCGAGGCGGAACGCCUCGCCGCCGAAGCCGCAGAGGUGGUCCCGGCGCCCGAAGCCCCCAAAACGCCCGAAGCACCAGCCACCGACGCGGCCGAGCUGGCGGCCGCCCGCGACGCCGCGUCGGCGGCCGACGACCGCGCCGCCGCGGCCGAGGCGCGCGUCGCGGCGCUGACCGACACGAUCGACGCCGGCGAGGCCGCGUUCGGCGCGCGUUCCGCGGCGCUCGACGGCGCCGUAACCUCCCAGGCCGCGCGCGAGGCCGCAGGCCAGGCGGCGUUCGACGCCUGCGCCGCGGACCUCGCGCGCGCGGCGGCCGCCUCUACGCAUCUCGAGAGCGGUGGAGCCGCCAGCUGCGCGGCCUUCCGCGCCUGCGACGCCGCCCUCAGGCAGUCGGCGGCGACGUGCGAGCGCCUCUCCGCCGCCGUCGCGAGCGGCUCGCCGGACACGAUCGCCCUCGCGGCGCACGAGGCCGAGCUGGCUUCGUUGCGAGAAGCCGCGGCGGCGGAGCUCGCGGCGGCGCGGGAGUCUAGUGACGUGAUGCUGCAGGACGCGGAGAAACGCCACGGCGAGGCGCUCGACGCCGAACGGAGAGCGCACCGCGCCGCCCUCGAGGCGGCGCAAGCCGAGGCGUCACAAGCGCUCGAGGCGUUGCGUGCGGCGCUCGAAGCCGACGCGGCCGCGGCGCGCCAAGCGGCUCAAGAUAAGUUCGCCGCCCUGGAAGCCGCCCACCGCGACGAGCUUGCCAGCCAGGACGCGCGCGCGGCCGCGGCGCUCGCCGCAGCGCGCAACGAAGCGACGGGAGCGUUGGACGCCGCCCGCGAGGAGGCCUGGAGAGCGCUCGCCGCGACGCACAGGGGGAAGGCCGCGGCGCUAGACGCCGCGCGCAAGGAGGCGGCGGCGCCCGCAGCAAUACAGCCCGCGCCGGCGGCGCCGCCCGAGGAGGAGCGGCCCGCGCCGCCGGUCGUCGAGGCCCCGCGCGCCCCAUCACCGGAACCCGAGGCCGCCUCGCCAACAAAGUCCGAGGGCUACUUCGACGCGCACGGCUACGAGGCGCCGCCUACCGACUCGCCUGUGCGAUAUGUGGAGGCGGCCGUCCGAGCGCCGGACGUCGCGCGGGCCAUUACGCUGUCGAUCGCUGAAUUACUCGGAGCACCAGACGCGUCCAGUAUUGCUGAUACGGUAGCGACGGCCGCCAACGUGUCGCACGAGCAAGCGGCUUCGAAGGCGCUUGAAUUAUUAAGGCCACUCACCAUAUCAGAAGAGACAGACGAGGAGGACGCGGACGAACCAGUAACGGUGGAGAGCGACGCCGCCUUCGAGACGCGCCUCGCUUCAUUUUUAGACGACGCCUGCCCGACGCUGGCGGACGCCGCCGGCGAUCUAGGAAGGUUGGGCGUCGAGCGGAGGACGUACGUCGACUUGCGGGACAGGGUCGACGACCCACGAGUAGCAGCGCGCUUGGAGGCCAUCGACGCGUUUGCGGACGAGAUCCUCGAGAACACGAGCAGCUGGUCCGUCGAGUCGUUGGCCGUGUGUCGCCACGAGAAUUCGUUACUUGCCAAGAAAGCUAGAGCCAUGGCCGGGUGGCUCAGUGCUGUAAAUGGCUCGUCGUCUGACGAAAAAAUGAUCGUCUACGAGGAGGCCGCUUCGGCCUUAGCGAAGGAGAUCGAAGCUCGCGGCGGCUGGCGGGCGGCCUGCACGCUGGCGGGAGGCGGUCUCAAUGAGGCCGUUGACAUAAUCCCGUGGCCGGACCGCGACGCUCUUAGCAUGUGUAGUUUGCUGAAGGACCAUUUUCAGGUUAAGUAUAACGCCGCCGAGGCGUUGCGGUUGGAGCUCGCCGAUGAAAACGAGUCCUUGGCGAAGCGGUUGAAGUUAAUUGAACAGCGCCUGGAGACCUCGAAUCAUCGGAGAGAAGUCCUAGAGAGGCAGCUGCGCGGCGCUUUAUCUCAAAGACGGCCGCCCAGACAACAGAUCCUGUCGGCCGACGACGUGCACUCGGAAAAAUUUGAUUUAGAUGCCUACCUCGGGUUGGGUGGACCUAGAACGGCCGCUGCACACAUCGACGCCGCGCCCGUGUUGAAAGCCUGGCAGGAGGAGCGCAUCUCCUGCGUGACGCAGCGCGUCGAGGUGGCGAAGGUGUGUGCAGCAGUUAUGGCGUCGCCACUCGCCGAGGCGGUGCAGUCCAAACUACCUGCCAUUGAUAUUAGUGUGUUGACCGAUGCUCGAAAUGAGGCUUUUCGUUCUAUGGAAGUGGAGGAAGACGCACCUGUGGAAGUGGAGGAACCCGCGAUGGGCCUCGAAUUGACGGGCGACGCCGUGCGCUCCGUGCCGCCGAGCGCGGCCGUGUCGUCGUCGCGACACGAGGUCGCAAAGAGCCAUCGGGGCAAGGCGCCCCUGUUUCCCGAGAUCGCGUCGCGGCCGGCAUCUUCCACCGGCGCCGACGCGGCCGCCCUGGCUCCACAAACACCGCCGAAGGUUGACAUCACGUACAAAUCAUCAAGGGUCGAAGCGGCAAGGCGUUUGCUGGAGAAAGUGAGAAGAGGUAUGCGCGGUUUAGGCGGCUAUUCGGGAAGCGACGCCCAGUCGGACGCACUGACGCAGGAGGUCAAGGCCUGCCUUGUUAAUGACGAGGGCGACCUGAGGACUUUAUUACGUGUGUUUGCGUUGGUGCAGAAGCGGCACGACGACCAGCGGGCCCAGAUCGAGCUUUUGCAACGGGAGCUCAACAUCACGGCCUCCACGGAGGUCGAACGGCUACGACGCAUGCACUUCAUAGAAAAAGCGCAUGACGAUACGGCAGUACUGUACCAGCGGCUCCAGGCGGCCCAGAGCGAUGCAGACAGGUAUAAGGCCGAGGCCGACGCCGUCCGUGCCAGUAUGAAGCAGGGCAUCGGGGCGCUCGAGCAGUUGGAGGCGACGAUCUGUGUGCACCGGGACGCGGCGGAGGUGCACGGUGCUCUGCUGCCGCGCUAUCAUGAAGCGGAUUUGCAAGCCGCCGAGGCUAUACAAAGGGCCACUUCCCUGAAGGAUACGCAGGAGAAAGUCGCGGCGCGCGACCUACUGGAGAGGCGCCUACUCUUGGUGUUCAACGAAGUAAGGGCUGUGGAAGACGCGAUGCUUGCGCUCUACGAGCGUGUGGAACGGGCGACGCAGUACGUCUUCUCGGGCCAGAGCUACCGCGAGUUGCUGGUGUGGGCGGCGGACAAGGAAGAAGGGAAUGUCGACGACGCCGAGGGGGCCCUGCGCUUGAAGCAGAGCAUCGCCAAGGCCGCCGCGCCGGCGCGGCAGCUCCUGCCCAAGAGCGAUCCUCUCGCGCCCAAGCUUUCUACGGGCGUCUCGGGCCGCGACCGCUACGCGCAGUUGGCGCGCUUCGCGGGCAACGUGGCGACGCCGGCGUCUUCCGCCCGACCGCGGCCGUCGCCCGCGAAGAAGUCGCCGCGGCGCCUGAAGCCCGUCGCGGGCGUGAGCGGGGCGGCGCGGCCUUUGUAACUUGUUGUUCCUUGUA
Pelagomonas calceolata is the source of this 6535-nucleotide messenger RNA. The record is from the annotation of a GenBank genome assembly. Lineage: Eukaryota; Pelagophyceae; Pelagomonadales; Pelagomonadaceae.